Molecule: messenger RNA, 1400 nt
Organism: Mycotypha africana
Lineage: Eukaryota; Fungi; Mucoromycota; Mucoromycetes; Mucorales; Mycotyphaceae
Product: transmembrane amino acid transporter protein-domain-containing protein
Exons: 1
Coding region: 51-1376 (441 amino acids)
Biological process (GO): amino acid transmembrane transport
Cellular component (GO): vacuolar membrane
Molecular function (GO): amino acid transmembrane transporter activity
Source: RefSeq, a predicted model, not a curated record
UUUAUAAAGUUAAAUACAAAAAACACAUCCUCACUGAUUGAAAAACAACAAUGGAAGAAAAACCGUAUACGCCUUCAAUAAGAUCUGAAAAACAACAACGGUUUUAUGAAACAACCAAUGAGGAUCAAUACAUUGAGGAAGAUCGAGCCUCCAGUGUGGUGAACGAAUAUGGACACGGAAACGGCAGUUUCUUGACAGCCUACUUUAAUGUGGUAUGUGUCGUCGCCGGUACCGGUACACUUGGUUUGCCUAAAGCUUUUGCAGACGGUGGAUGGCUGGGUAUUCUCAUCUUAUUUUUGGCCUACUUUAUGGCUGUGUAUUCUGGUAUUGUCUUGAUCCGCUGUUUAUACUAUAAGCCUGGCCAACGUCUUUCAGACUAUAAGCAGAUCGGAACACACGCUUUCGGUCUCCCUGGCUACCUUGUAGCAAGCGCUCUUCAUCUGUUGAAUCUGUUUGGUUGUCCGGCUCUUUACGUUGUAUUAGCUAGCAGUAACAUGUCCUCUCUGUUGAAAGGCACUGCCGGUGAGUUGAACUACAAAAUCUGGGCCAUCAUUUGGGGCGUUUUCCUCUUGAUCCCAUCGUUAGUGCUCAAGACGUUGAAAGAGGUCACCGCCAUUGCGGCUAUUGGUGCCGUCUGUACCAUGGUCGCUGUCUUUAUUAUUGCCAUCCAAGGCCCUCUUCUCCGUAAUGCCCACCCCGAAGUACCGGUCGUCCACGACUCGGUCAUCUGGCAAGGCUUUCCUGUCGCUUUGUCCACCAUCGCUUUCUCCUUUGGCGGAAACAACACCUAUCCGCAUGUCGAACAUGCCUUAAAGAAACCUCACCAAUGGAAAUGGGCUGUCACGAUCGGCUUAUCUACCUGUACCGCUUUGUAUUUUCUCACCGCUGUUCCCGGUUAUUGGUCGUUUGGUAGAGAAACAAAGUCUCCCGUCUACAGCUCUCUUCCCGCCGGCAGUGUUCCGCAAAUCAUCUCGAUGAUCGUCAUGACCAUUCACGUUAUCUUUGCCAUUCCUAUCUACACCACUUCCUUUUCUCUCGAGUUCGAAGAGUGGGUCCAUGCCACAGACGAACGUUUAGGUAAAUUCAAGGCCUGGUGUGCUCGUGCUGUGAUUCGUACAUGCACCAUGGUGAUUCUCGUUAUCUUGGCUGUUUUCAUUCCCUAUUUCGACGAUUUUAUGGGCUUGAUCGGCGCUCUUGCCAACUGCGGUUUAGUCUUCUUAUUACCCAUCUUAUGCUACUUGAAAUUAACAGGUGUCAGGAAUAAGCCUUGGUAUGAGCUUGCUUUCUGUGCUUUAACAUUAUUCUUGGGUAUCAUUGGCUGCGUCUUUGGUACAAUCGAUUCCAUCAAAGCAUUGAUCAAAGACUUUCACUCGUAAAAAAAGAGAAAAAAAAAAAAAAAA